AUGAGUUCUCCUUUGGAGGAAGGCCUGACUGAGGGCGCAGGAUCUCGCAGCGACGUGGUAAUCGCUGCGCCAGCCGUGAAGGAUGAGGAAGAGAGGGGAGGCGCAGGUGAGGCAGCAGGCUUGCUGGAAAUCGAGUCGCAGCUGCAGGUAGACUCCGAGAUAGCGGCUGCUCAGGAGCUCGAUAUAUCGAUUCUUUUGAGCCCAAUUGCACGGCUGGAGGCUUGGGCUUCACUAUUGCCGCAUACGACCAGCGAGCUGCUCGAGGAGCUGGGUGGAGGCUAUCUCUUCUUGAUCUCCGGAGACACCCUGUUGCUGCAUCUGCUGCGGAAGCAGCAUGUCGACGCUGACGUGAAGAGGGGCUUCCAGCCGCUGCGACUGCUGUAUCAGGCGGAGAAGCUGUUACAGCAGAUCGAGGCGGCUGGUGGUAACUUCAAGAUCGUCUUCUUCCGCGCUUUCGCGGCUGCAGGCGCAGCGCACCCUCUCUUCUGCCUCAUGCAGCAGCUUUUCCAGCUGCACUUGAGAAAGCAGGGGAUCGAAUUCCUGUAUUUGUCGGACUGGUGGGACCAGUCUUUUGCCUCCGUCAUCGCUGCCUUGCACCCCCUCUUCAUUUUGUUGGACGACAUCUUCUUCUUGGAUUUGCGCGAAGAGGUAGUGGAAGAAGACGAGGAAGACGAAGACGAGGAAGAUGAAGAUGAAGAUGAGGAAGAAGAAGAAGAUGAUGACAAGAAAGGCAAACACAGGAUGCCACUCGACGCCAGAGUCGUCUUGCAGAGGGCUGGGAAGCACUGGACCCUGCCUUCGGAGGUUUCUCUCGAAGUAUGCCAGUUGCAAGCCGACGCUUUUCGAUGUAUUCGAAAGGGAGGCGCACGAUGUAUGUCGCUGCUGCUGCAGUCACUCUGCCUCGCCUGCUGUCGACUAGGAGUCGAUACGGCCUUUUUGCAAAGCCUCGUCAUCAAGCCUACCAAGAUCUUUGCGCCUUCCACCUCGUGUUACAAAGGCGCAAACCUUUGGCGAGUGAUGGAGUCGAGAGUCAGCAGCAGUACAGGCAACAAUGAUACCGCAGCAGCUACUGCAGCAGCAGCUGCUGCAGCAAUCGACGGGCAAGUGCAGCAGCAAGAGCAGCAAUGCGCCCUCAAGAAAGCACUGAAUCAGCAUCGCAACAUGCUGCACGAUCUCGACUUGCUGACACCGCCUCCGGAGGCAGCUGCUGCUGCUGCGCAGCAGCAGCUGGAAAGCGAGGCUUUGCUGCAGGAGCUGCGGAGUUUUGCAGAGGCGCAGCAGCAGCAGCAGAAACAGCAGCAGCAGCGGGGGGGGGAGACGGUGCCUUUGCGGCAUUUUAUGGUAGCGAAGUUUUGUGAGUUUUUGAGGGAUGCAUCCCCUGAUGAGGCUGAUGAAGCCGAUGAAGCCGAUGAGGCUGAGCAGCAGCAGCUUUCGCAGUUUGUUACUGUGGGGAAGCUGUUGCUGCUUGCAGUUGCCUUUCAGGAGACGUUGAGUCUGCAGGAGCGAUGUCAUGGGUACUUUCUGUCGACAUGCAGUUGCAGCUUUGUGUCGGAGUUUCUUUAUGCGCCCUUGCGGCUCUACUGCAGCCAAGUGCAGGCGGUGCUGCAGCGCGCGAACGACUGUUUUCUGCUGCUGGGAGAUCGAGAGCAAAAAACGGAGCAGCAGCAGCAGCUGCUGAACCAGCUGGACGCCUGCGAGCUUGCGGAUCUCUUCGACGGGAAGCUGCUGACCUCUCUGAUCAGCCUUGCAGCGGCUGCUGCUCGUCGCAGUGGGCAGUGGAGCAUAAGCGCGUCUGCCACUGGCUUGUCUCGUGACAGACUGACGACUCUCGAGGAGGCGUGGCGCUGCUGCUGGCGCAGAGGGAAAACACGGGGAUCGAGCGUCUCGGCAGAGCCGCUCUUCCCGGUGUCGCUCGAGAGUCUGAAGGAGCUCCUGGAGGAUCCUGCCUCCCUGCCAGAGCCGAGGCUUGCAGCAGCAGCAACAGCAUCCUCGAAGCCUCAUCUCGCGAGUCUGCUGUCUCUACCCUCCACAUUUCUGCAGCGCCUGCGUGCAGGGGCACCUCCUGGAGGCGUUCUUCCCGACGUUCUCAUGGCGGAAGAUGAUGAGGAGCUUGCGCUUGUCGAGGAAGACACGAAGCAGCAGCUGCUGCUGCAGCGGCAGCUGCGGCUGCAGCAGCGGGAAGGCGACAGCGAGGCAGAGGGCGACUCCACGGAAGCGCGCUCCUCCAACUCCGACUCCGACUCCGAAGACGAGACGCACCUCAAAUCGGCAGAAGCAGAUAUGCUCAACAAGGUUCUCAAACUUAGAGGUCUCGUCAACUGCAGACGAACGCAAGAAUUGCAACCGACUCUCAAAGACGCCCCCACAGAGAUUCUGCUAGAGACGCUAUCCGUGGACGACUCGCGCGUUCCCACGCGGCACGAAAAACAAAAGAUGGAAAAUAUGAACGGCGAAGAGAGGAGGAAGUUUUGGGAAGCAAGGCUGAGACGCAGGAUGCAGCAGAAUCUGAAGAACGUAACGCGCAUCGCAAAGUGUAUAUGCCCGCAUCCUCUUCACUUUAGCAUUGUUGUGAAUCACGCGAAUCAUCCGUGGCGGGUUGCCGAGGAGCAGCAGGCAGCAGUGGCUCAAGUGAGUGCAAACGCAGCGAAAGGGAAGGGAAAUGGCAAGAGUGCCCCCAAGAAGGAGAAGGCACCGGUGCAGAAGAAGGCAGACAUCAUCAGAGCAAAGAAUUUGGCGGCAAAAGAACAGAAAACUAAAGACGUUGACUUGGAACGGGCAGAAAAUCUCGAGAACUUGCUGGAAGCACUGUGUGCCGAGAAAAGCGGAUCUACCACCAAGACGAAGAACGGGCUAAUCUCGAGCUUUGUGUUCAAAAACAAAGUCUACUUCUUGACACCUGCAGCGCUGCGGGAAGUUCUUUUGGAGGCGCUGAUCGGCGCAGGGCGCCGCAUGGAUUUGUUAUUGGGGUUGCCUGCAGUUACCCGCUAUUUAAAAACGCGGCAGAGACAAAAAGAAUUCGCAAUGACAGUUCAUGAGCUCCUUAACACGGCUUUCAAAGAGCUGCCGAGGGAGAAGUGCUCCAGCAAGGAGUGUUUUUUGGAGGUUCGUCGGCUGCUCUGUCUGUUGUUUCGCCUGAACAUCGAAACGGCGCGGAUGUUUGCCGCCGAGUUAACCGGCAACGAUAUUGAGCAGAUUCAGCGCAGUCUGUUUGCACUGGGCUUUAAAAAGUCUGCUAGCAUUGUCUUCGACACGUGGAAGAAGACGCAACAGCAGCUCAGACUGCAGCAGCAGGCGGAGGGGCUUCCUCGUGCCAAGACGAACAGCAAGAAGGCAGCGAAAGAUCAUGGCAUCGCCGAUGACGAGCACCAUCGUGUGAACUCCACGGAGCUGUAUGAUUUUCGCAUUCGAGAAGGCCAAGAGGCAGAAGUGCAGCUGCGCUUCAUGGGGGGAGACUUCGAAAGGAGCACUAGGCCUCCUUCGCUGCCUCCUGAUCCACGUGUCUUAUUUAUUCCAGAUUACUGGCAGUCGAGGCUUUUCGAUGCAGUCGACUCAUACGCUUCCGCCUUUGUAUCGGCCCCUACGGCAAGCGGUAAAACGUAUGUCUGUUUCUAUGCGAUGGAAUUGGUGCUUCGAGAUUCUAACGAAGGCUGUGUCGUGUACGUCUGCCCGAACAAGGCUCUUGCACAGCAGGGAUGGGCAAACAUGGGAACAUGCCUGUAUCGCGCCGAUCUCGCAGAAUGCCGUUUCCAGCACCGUCCAGUCGGUGUGGAUGGAGAAAAAUACACGCCUGUGCGUGUCUAUGCCGGCAGUCGGGGGAGUUUGAGUAGUUCUGAACAUGCGAAUGCGUUGUGCUUCGGUGUUUGUCACAGUUCCGCACUUCUUGGAGCUGCUGCUGCUCUCGGGGCAUCCCCACCAUCGCGAGUUUUGCAGCAACAUCAAAUAUGUCGUGCUGGAUGA
Molecule: messenger RNA, 3957 nt
Organism: Cyclospora cayetanensis
Lineage: Eukaryota; Apicomplexa; Conoidasida; Eucoccidiorida; Eimeriidae
Exons: 11
Coding region: 1-3957 (1318 amino acids)
Cellular component (GO): cytoplasm
Molecular function (GO): nucleic acid binding; ATP binding
Source: RefSeq, a predicted model, not a curated record